UAUUAUUACUCCUCUGUGCAUUGUUCUUUCAGCCUCAAACCUCAUUCAUAUAUUCACAGUCCCGCCCUGAUAAGAUACACAUCAAUAUUGACUCUUCAUUACAGCGCCACCUGCUGGCUACAGGAAGUGACAUGUUUUAAUCUUUGAUGAACUGCUCUUGGCUGCUUUACAAUAUACAUCUCAAAUGAGCUGCACAUAUAAAAAAACACUUCAAAGGAUUCAUUAAGCAAAUAUUAUUAGUUGUCAGUUUGCUUUAAUGUCACAGUGUCGGUGAUGUUAGAAUCCUCUGAUGUCUUAGAUGUAAAGGUGAAAGAUUUAUAAGAUCUGUAGAGAGAAAAGAGUGUUUUUGACCUGAACAGAUCUAUAAGUCCAGUAUAGUGAUAGCGAUAGACCAUACUGUUGCUCUUAAUAGAGUUAAUUAGUGUGUUAAAACGUGGAAAAAGAGGAAGUGAACGAGAGAGAGAGGAGCAGAGAUCUGUUUCUGUUCGGAGGAAGUCAAACUAUUCUACAGUCUCUGGCAGCAGCUGAAAUGGCGCAGCAAGAAAAUCAACCGGCCAGACAAACACUCUCCUGUUCGAUCUGUGUGGAUCUACUGAAGGAUCCGGUGACUACUGGCUGUGGACACAGCUACUGUAAGAGCUGUAUUAACACCCACUGGGACAAAGAGGAGGAGAGAGGAAGCUACAGCUGUCCUCAGUGUAGACAGACCUUCACACCGAGGCCUGUCCUGGAGAGAAACACUAUGUUAACGGAUUCAGUGAAGGGGCGGAAGAAGACUGGACUACUCAAAGCUCUCAAGUCCUGUCGGGUUCGUUUGACCUCUUAUUGGAAAAAACACCUCCAGCCUCAUCUUCAGUCAGCUCCAUUGAAGAAGCACAAGCUGGUGGAGCCCUCAGAGAAGCUCCAGGAGAACAAACAAACAAUCCAGCAGAGAGUCCAGGACACAGAGAAAGACGUGAAGCUGCUUCAACAGGAGGAGGAGGCCAUCAAUGGCUCUGCUGAUAAAGCAGUGGAGGACAGUGAGGAGAUCUUCACUGAGAUGAUCCGUCUGCUGGAGAAAAGAAGGUCUGAUGUGAAGCAGCAGAUCAGAUCCCAGCAGGAAACUGAAGUGAGUCGAGUCAGAGAGCUUCAGGAGAGACUGGAGCAGGAGAUCACUGAGCUGAAGAGGAAAGACCAGGAACUGCAGCAGCUAUCAGACACAGAGGAUCACAACCAGUUUCUACACAACUACCCCUCACUAUCACCACUCAGUGGAUCUACACACUCAUCCAGCUUCAGGAUCCGUCCUCUGAGGAACUUUAAGGACGUGACAGCAGCUGUGUCCCAGGUCAGAGGUCGACUACAGGACCUUCUGAGUGAGACAGAGACAGAGAUUCUACAGAUUGUGUCUCAAGUGGAUGUUUCACUGCCACAACCAGAGCCAGAGACCAGAGCUGACUUCUUAAAAUAUUCACAGGAAAUCACACUGGAUCCAAACACAGCAAACAAACGUCUGUUAUUAUCUGAGGGAAACAGAGACGUAACAUUUAUGAGAGAAGAACAAUCUUAUUCUGAUCACCCAGACAGAUUCACUUUCUGGCCUCAGGUCCUGAGUAGAGAGAGUCUGACUGGGCGUCGUUACUGGGAGGUGGAGGUGGGAGGAGCAGUUGGUGUAGGAGUCGCAUACAAGAAAAUCAGCAGAGCAGGAGACUCACUUGAAUGUUUAUUUGGAUUCAAUGAUAAAUCUUGGUCAUUCUAUUGUGGUAGAAACAGUCAUUCGUUUUCUUACAACAACGUCCAGACUCCAGUGUCAGGUCCUGUGCCCUCCAGAGUAGGAGUGUACCUGGAUCACAGUGCAGGUGUUCUGUCCUUCUACAGAGUCUCUGACACCAUGACUCUCCUCCACAGAGUGAAGACCACAUUCACUCAGCCUCUCUAUGCUGGAGUUAGUGUUUAUAAUGAUGGAUCCACAGCUGAGUUCUGUAAACUCAAAUAGACUUGAUUCAUUAAAAGCAGUGAUUGAGAUUCUGUAUGUAAAUCUUUAACUUCUUUUGUCUCCCAAUUAUGCAGUCCAAAGAAAACUGUAGUUUUGUUGUUUUUAUGUUUCUAUUGCUGAUACUUACCCUAAUCUUUUUUUAACAGGAAAAAUGGAUACUUGAUUUUUAAUUUAUUUUUAGUAUCAGCACUUUGCCUGUUCUUGGUUUUAAAUGGAUAAAUACUAGAUUUUUCUUUGCUUUUGUGUCAACAGUACCCUAAUAUGCAGCAAAGUUUAUUAAAAUAUUUUUUUUUGAA
Pleuronectes platessa (European plaice) is the source of this 2271-nucleotide messenger RNA. Its product is annotated as tripartite motif-containing protein 16-like protein. Lineage: Eukaryota; Metazoa; Chordata; Actinopteri; Pleuronectiformes; Pleuronectidae. The record is from RefSeq and is a predicted model, not a curated record. Gene Ontology annotation, molecular function: protein binding. The transcript has a single exon. The coding region runs from base 530 to 1975 and encodes 481 amino acids.